Coffea arabica (coffee) is the source of this 2819-nucleotide messenger RNA. RefSeq names its product protein LEO1 homolog. Gene Ontology annotation, biological process: positive regulation of transcription elongation by RNA polymerase II; transcription elongation by RNA polymerase II. Gene Ontology annotation, molecular function: RNA polymerase II C-terminal domain phosphoserine binding. Lineage: Eukaryota; Viridiplantae; Streptophyta; Magnoliopsida; Gentianales; Rubiaceae. Gene Ontology annotation, cellular component: Cdc73/Paf1 complex; nucleus. The record is from RefSeq and is a predicted model, not a curated record.
UUGCCUCCUUUCGGCGACCGUUACAAAACUCGGAGAGUUCUACUUGUAAGCCUUCUUUUUCUCUCUCCACACAGUCGCACACUUGCACAGGGAGAGUUUUCUGUGAAAGUGAAAGAAGAGCUUCGGAGUUGCAGAAAAAGAGAGAAAAAAUGGUGGGAGAACAGAAGAGGCAUCAGAUGAUGCAGAAUUUGUUCGGUGAGCAAUCGGAAGAAGAGGAAGAAGAGGAGGUCGAGUCCGAGCACGAGUCCAAUCGCCAGCCCGGCUAUGCUUCGGAAGAAGGAGAUGGAGGGCUGGAGCCAGAGGGUGAAGGUGAAGUAGAAGGCCAUGGUGAAGCAGAAAUAGAAAGUGAAGCUGAACUACAAGAUAUUGAUCAUGAUCGUGGUGAAAGUGAGGGUGAAAGAGAACAGAGUUCUCAAGAAGUUGAAGCUGGUGAUCACAGGGAAGAAAGUGGAGAAAAAGACUCGGAGAGUGAUGAAAAAGUACAAUAUGAUCAGAGAGUUGUAACCAGCAGGAGACGUGGUGAUGUCAUCAGUGGAUCAGAAAGAUCUGAGGACAACACUUAUGCUGACAAUGAAGAUGAAGAAGUGAAUCAGGCUAGAAAUCUUAGAUCUCCUAGUCAAGAGAGAGAUGAGGCUCAUAUUUCACUCUCAGCUCCUGAGAUCCGUGAUGUAUUUGGGGACUCUGAUGAUGAAGAACCAGUGGAGUAUGGGGUUCAAAAUCAAAUUGAAGAUGAGGCAAAUAGAUUCCCUAUGGAAGAGGAUGAGGAGGACUAUGACAAGGAACUCAAACCAGAGGAUAUGCUGGCUGAUGAGGAGGGCCACUAUGAAUCUGAGGAAGAGCAUCCUGAGGCUAAGCCAAGGGAAAAACCAGUUGGUCCUCCAUUGGAGCUGGAGAUUCCGCUGCGUCCACCUCCUGCACUCCCUGAAAAGAUGAACAUGAUCAAAGUUUCUAAUAUAAUGGGCAUCGACCCCAAGCCUUUUGAUCCCAAAACAUAUAUUGAAGAGGAUCAUUUUGUGACAGAUGAAUCUGGGUCUAAGAGACGCAUCCGCUUGGAAAAUAAUAUUGUUCGGUGGAGGAGAGUGACAAAUCCUGAUGGCACAACUUCUAUUGAAAGUAAUGCACGCUUUGUGAGAUGGUCAGAUGGGAGCUUACAAUUGUUAAUUGGAAAUGAAGUUCUUGACAUAUCAGAGCAGGAUGCACAGCAUGAUCAAGCACAUCUUUUUCUUAGACAUGGAAAGGGAAUUCUCCAAUCACAAGGGAGAAUCUUAAAAAAGAUGAGAUUUAUGCCUUCAUCAUUAUCAUCUAACUCUCAUAGAUUGUUGACUGCUUUAGUCGACUCACGGCAUAAAAAGGUCUAUAGGGUCAAGAAUUGCAUCACCGACAUUGACCCUGAGAGGGAGAAAGAACAAAAGGAGAAGGCUGAGAGUCAAACAAUCAGAGCCAAUGAACUUCUCAAUCGGAAGAAGGAGAAAGUCAAUCGCAAGUAUACACAAACUGUACGCAGGGAGCGCCAACUUUCACCUGGUUUCUUAGAGGAUGCACUUGAGGAGGAAGAAGACCCAGAUUAUUAUGAAUCUCGGCGUUCUGCUGCUCGACGUCGCUUUGAAGAAGACCUAGAAAUGGAAGCUCAAGCUGAGAAGCGCAUUAUCAAUGCGAAGAAGGGGCACAAAGAUGUUGCACGAAAGCCAUCAAUGUCCACAACAAAAUCAUCUCGACAGCCAGUGGACUUUUCAGAGAGUGAAAAGGAAGAGUCUGAAUAUGAAACAGAAGAGGAAGAAGAUGAGAGGUCACCAGCGCAUGGGAGGGCAGAAGACAUAGAGCAGGAUUAUGAAGAUGAGGAAGAGCAUGAUGAAGAGGAGGAAGAAGCAAAUGAGGUGUCAGAAGAGGAGCCAGAGGAGCCAAGGAGAAAAUCUAAGGAGCCUGGAACCAGUCUUAAGAGAAAGGACAUUGAAUCUGAUGAGGACUCUCCUCCCAGGAAAGCUGCGACACAUCGUCGAAUGGCAAUUGUUUAUGACAGUGAUGAUGAAUAAAUGAAUCUCAGAUAAGAUAGGUUACUCAUAGGAUUUGUAAGGCUAGAAUGGAUGCUUGAUGUCAUUGCUGAUUUCAUAUGCAGAUAUCCAGAGCCUAGUCAGAAAUUUGUCCAUCGUCCACUAAGAAGUCAAUAUGAUAUGCGGUGAAGUCUCAGAAGUUUUAUGAUGUACAUGAUUAGUGAGAGAGAUUCUUAUAUUCCUUGUGCUUAAUUGCUGAAUAACCACAUGAAAGGAAGUAACUUGUACUGACUAGGUUAAAAAAAUUAAGCAACUGAAUUUUGAGCAACAUGAAUGUAGUUUUCAAUCCUUUGUUAUGUUCUUCCGUUGCCCAUCUCCUUACCUAUUUUUGACAGGAUUUUGUACCUUCUUCCUAUGUUCAACAUUUGGAGCUAGAGGAGCCUGAUAUCAAAGAAAUGAGGGAGAAUAUGGCAGAUUGGGGAAUCCAGUGGGGCCCGUGGGGGGUAGGAACUCUUUAUGGGGUUAUGGAGGUCGACUGUUGUGGUUGGGGAGAGUGAUUGAAGGGAGAGGAUGGUGGAGAGGAACAGGAGGUGGCUUUUGUUGCUGGUCAAAUAAUGUGGAAGCCAUGGCAAAACAGUCUUGCCAACUCAUGUCCCGGAAGCAUAAGCACCAGCCAUUUUAUCUCAUCAAUUAUGUUUUACCAAAAUGUUAUUGUUUUGGAAAAUCAAACACUUUAUUUUACGACCUUUUAGUUUUACAAGUACAUUUGUUUAUCCUAUUGUUCUCGCUUUGUUCUAAAAAAAAACCUGAGUUGGUGUGUUUUGGCUUUCA